Molecule: messenger RNA, 2476 nt
Organism: Phoenix dactylifera (date palm)
Lineage: Eukaryota; Viridiplantae; Streptophyta; Magnoliopsida; Arecales; Arecaceae
Biological process (GO): protein K48-linked deubiquitination
Molecular function (GO): cysteine-type deubiquitinase activity; K48-linked deubiquitinase activity
Source: RefSeq, a predicted model, not a curated record
CGCACCCUUGGCUGUAAUUAACUCCCCGAUGCUCUCUCGCCUCCUCCUCCGCCUCCCGUCGCCUGUCCAGUCUCCGCCUCAACGAACCCUCGCCGCCUAAUUCCCUCCUCCCGUAGGUUCCCAGUCUCGAUCCCAAUACCAACCCCUUUUCGAAUCAAAUUCCAUGAUAGAUACAGUCCGAUCGAUACGAGGAUUGAUCUCCUUCUGGUUCGGUCUCUCGAGGCGUUCUAAUUCGAUCCAUCGGAACCCUAGAUUUCGAUUCCCUAGGGUCCGGUUGUGAUUCUGUGGAUUGUAGGUGGUAUCGUUUCCCAUGGCGGAUCGCGAGGAUGAGGAGCUUCAGAUGGCACUGCGGAUGAGCCUCCAGAGCUCGCCGCCAGAGGCGAAGCGAAGCAAACCGAGGGAGAGCCCGGAGGAGUCGGUGGAGGCUCGGAACCGGAGGUUGCAGAGGGAGCUGCUGGCGUCGGCGGCAGAGAAGCGGAUCAGGGCUAUGGAGAACAAGAGCGUUAGCCUUGCGCGACCGGUGGGCGCGAGGGAAGAGGCGGUGGACAAGAUCGCUGCGGCGGCCGCGGGGCCCGCGGUGCCGAAAGCCGAGGGGGGGUCCGCUGGGGGGAAGGUGGAGGAGGUAGAGCGCACGGGUUUGGAUUCUGGGGAGGAGCUGUCGCCCUCGGACGCUGACCAGCUGUUUCUGAUGGUAUUUGGGAGUGGCGUGUCGAGGGAUGUGCUGGUACAGUGGAGCAAUCAGGGUAUCAGGUUUAGCUCCGAUCCCGAAACAUGCAUAGGUCUGGUCCAGCAUGAGGGAGGUCCUUGUGGUGUCUUGGCAACCUUACAGGCCUAUGUCCUCAAAUAUCUUUUAUUUUUUCCAGAUGAUUUGGUUAAACUUGAAGCCAAUAGUCCACUGUAUAGUUUAGGUCAAAGGAGAUUUUAUCAAAGUUCAUUUGCGGCAACUGAUAAUUUUGCAUCUAUAACUGAUGAUAGAAAGGAAAGAGCAUUGGUUCACAGUAUGGUUGAAAUAUUAUUUUUAUGUGGGAGUGAAAAAAGAGCUGUGAUUGCAACCCUAGGAGUUUUAAGCCACCAUGCAGAUGAUGGAUCUAAAGUUGAUCAGAAUGAGAUGGUAUCUAAAGCCUUAGAUGGCCUAUCAAUUGAGUCAGCUUCAGAUUUGCAGAAAGUUCUAAGGGUCAAUGCAUAUGAUUCACGGACAGCUGCUUUUCAUCAUCUUAUUGCGACACUUCCUGUAUUUCGAAGUCGUAUGGGGGCAAUACUAUUCCUUAUAUCUGCUCUACUUUCACGAGGACUGGAAUCCAUUCAAGCAGAUAGGGAUGAUCCUAACCCACCGCUGGUCACGGCUCCAUUCGGGCAUGCCUCACAGGAAAUCGUGAAUCUACUGCUCUGUGGACGGGCUGUCCCAAAUGUAUUUGAUGGCAGAAUGGAUCUUGGUGGCGGCAUGUUCCUCAAAGGCAUACCCACAAACGUGGAGGUUGGGUUCCUUUCCCUCCUGGAAUCUCUUAAUUUCUGCAAGGUUGGUCAGUUUCUAAAAUGCCCGAAGUGGCCAAUAUGGGUGGUGGGAAGUGAAUCCCACUACACGGUUCUCUUUGCGCUCGACCCCUCGGUGCAAGAAGAAAACGAGCUGGAAGUACGGGCGUCGAAGAUCAGGAGAGCAUUCGAUGCGCAGGACCAGAGUGGAGGGGGAGGUUUCAUCAGUGUGGAAGGAUUUCAGCAAGUUCUCACGGAGGCCAACAUAACUCUGCCACGCGAAAAGCUUGAAAGCCUCUGCUGUACAGGAUUUAUUGUAUGGAGCGAAUUCUGGCAGGCCCUGCUGGAUCUGGAUAAAAGCAUGGGAGGCUUUAAGGACUCAUCUGGGUUAAUGGGCAAGAAGCUUUUUGACAUCUACCAUUUCAAUGGAAUUGCCAAGUCGGUAUUGAAUGGGAAUUCAGCAGCAGGAGGCGAGAAUCCGCUGCAGAGACCAAGACUCUGUAAAUUGAGCGUGUCGGUUCCUCCGAGGUGGACCCAGGAAGAGUUUCUGGCUGAUAUGGUGACUGCUUUAAGCAGCGAUACCAGUGGGAAAGAGAGUGGAAUCGUUGAGCUAAAUCAGCCUUCUCAGCAUGCACCACUGGUCGACUGCAUUAGAACUCGGUGGGCCCGUGCCACUUGUUGCUGGGUUGGAGAUGCUCCCAGUAUUGUCUAGUAAGAAAGAGUCCGUGCAAACCCGUGAAUGGGGUCCCAUUGAGGUAUGUUCUUCUUUUCCCCACAAACACCGGCGUAUGGGGGCGGUACGUGAAGCUUGGAGGCCAUAUUAAUGCAGGGCUGUUCCAGCUUGUGGCGAUUACAUUCGAACUGAAAGUGCCUGAUUGUUGUAAUGGCUUCUGUUUAUUUGCUUAUAUUAUGAUGCACUGAAAUGUCAGUUUUCUUGUCAAAUCGUAUACGUGAUUUUGUGAAAUCUCAAACUUCAAUUGGAAUGGAAGUUUAAGAUAUAUCUUGA